Messenger RNA from Letharia columbiana, 408 nucleotides. RefSeq lists its product as uncharacterized. The coding region runs from base 1 to 408 and encodes 135 amino acids. The transcript has a single exon. Lineage: Eukaryota; Fungi; Ascomycota; Lecanoromycetes; Lecanorales; Parmeliaceae. The record is from RefSeq and is a predicted model, not a curated record.
AUGGCUAGUCCUCCUACUCCUAUUCAAAGCAGUCCUAAUACGCAAUGCCAACUACCACCAGGAGUCCCAUCACACACUACGCGUCAACAGCCGAAGCAUCACCCUUGUCAAUCUCCAAUUGCUCCUCACGCUCGGAAGUGCGAGCGGAUUUGGGCGCUGAGGGUGGUUAUGGUGUCGAGUGUUUCGUAUGGGGAUUCGGGAGAGGAGGCCAGCAAGGAGGUCGAUGGAGAAGAGGGUGUCGACGGCGGCGGGGAAGAGAGCGAGGGGGAUGAGGAGGACGGUGCUCUCUCGGUGUUACAACAGCGGUAUGGUAAAAUGCAAAAGAAGGGGAAGUACUCUGCCGCUGGGCCCAGAGGGUUCGAAGCUUUUCUAUUUGACGGGGACGACAUCUUACUACAUAGGUAUUGA